AUGCAGGAGUAUUGUAAAAGCAUUACAUCUAAAAUCGAUUCCCUAACUAUUUUCAUUAGUUCUGAACUAAAGUCAGUUAAGGUGGAGAUGCUGGAAAUGAGAAGCUCUUUGGACUUCAUGAAUUCCAAAUACGAAUUGUUGAUCAAAGACUACAAAGAAACUAAACAGGCGAUGUUUGAUUUCCAAAAAGAAAACAGUGCUCUAAAGACCAAUAUUAGGGACCACAAUGCGCGAAUUAAUACCCUUGAACAGAACGCACGAGCUAUGAAUGUAGAAAUUCAGUGCAUCCCUGAGAAGAAAAAUGAAAACUUAUUGCAAGUGGUAACUCAAUUGGGUACUGUACUCAAGUGUAAUGUUAAAAGCGAAGAUAUUGUCAACUGUUCACGUACCUAG
Parnassius apollo (apollo) is the source of this 393-nucleotide messenger RNA. NCBI's taxonomy places the organism in Eukaryota, Metazoa, Arthropoda, Insecta, Lepidoptera, Papilionidae. The record is from the annotation of a GenBank genome assembly.